This is a messenger RNA of Arachis duranensis, 1983 nucleotides long. RefSeq names its product F-box/kelch-repeat protein At3g06240-like. Lineage: Eukaryota; Viridiplantae; Streptophyta; Magnoliopsida; Fabales; Fabaceae. Bases 268 to 1311 code for a protein of 347 amino acids. The record is from RefSeq and is a predicted model, not a curated record. The transcript has 3 exons.
AAAAACUAAAAAUCCAGAGCUGCAGCGCCUCCCCUCCUCGCUGCAUUUGUCUUCUCCCGCACCACGCACCUCCCCUCGUGACGAGCUCCCCCUCCCCCUGCGAAGAACUUCUCCAUCCGCGACGCGCAGCUCCAUUGCCGACCUGCAGCUCCCCUGCACGUCUCUUUCAUCCUAAGUCUCCUCCACCGUCGCGAUCCUUCUUCGUCUAAGUUUUAGGUUUUCAAAUCAAUUUGAAGUCCCGGGAACCGGAGUUGAGUGAAUUGGUAUAUGAAUUGCGAAAAGCUCAGCAAUCCAAGCAUGCAUAAGAAGAAGAAGCUGAAGCACACAGUGAAAAAAGCAAAAGAGCAAUCGAUCAUGGAGAAUAAGAAUCAGAAUGACAAGAGCAAGAGCAUUCACGACAUCCUUCCUCUUGACCUGAUUCACAUAAUCCUUCUGCGGGUGCCGAUCAGACAUCUGGCUCGCCUCAGAGGCUUUAUUCUCUUGCAUCGACACCCACAUUUUCUUGUGGUAUGGAACCCACUCACUGGAUCCAGCAAAAGAAUAUCCUAUUCUCAUAUUGUUCAUCGGAGUAAGCCCCCUGGCCCUAGGACCGGCUACAAUGUGUAUCUGCAUGGAUUUGGUUAUGAUGCAUCACAGGAUGAUUACUUACUACUUUUAGCUUGGUGCGAUUGCGAAGGACAAUAUCAUUUGGAUUACUUUUCCUUGAGAACCAAUUCAUGGAUUAAUCUUGAUGCUGCUGUCCCCAAACACUUGGGUAUUCAACUCUUGGGUUUUCGUUCCUGGCAUUCUGGUGGGUUGUUCUUUAAUGGCACUGUUCAUUGGGUGCCUUGGGAUCUUAAAGAUUACAGGGAUGCUAUUAUUAUCUUUGAUCUCAUGGAGAUGACUUUUUCAACUAUAUCUGCGCCGGAACAACUGUCAUGCUCCUUUCCAAGUCUUGUCCUACUCGGAGGCUGCCUAGCUUUGUAUUCUCGCAAUGAUGAUUGCCGUAACACUGACAUAUGGGUGAUGAAAGAAUAUAAAGUGCACUCAUCUUGGACUCUCUAUCGGAUUCCUUGCAAGGACUUCCGGCCUCUGUGCUUAUCUAGUAAUAGGGAUAUUAUUGGAAGAGGCUAUACUUCCCGUGGUAAAACUGGGUACUUCAUAUAUAAUGUCCGAGGAGACCUGCUUAAGCAUUUUAAAAGUCUGUGUUGUCAGCUUCCCUACCGUGAACGCAAUAAUGUGUAUACAGAGAGUCUCUUGCCACUCCCCACUCCCAGUGACAUUAAGGAUAAGGAUAACAAGAAGAAGAUGAAGAAGGAAAUCAGUAUGUAACCAUUUUUAUAUGCUUUGCACGAAGCUAUUCCUGGUAGUUUUCAUUGCAUUUUGCGCAAGUUCCAAUCAGAUGUGACUUUUGUUUUUGGAUGCUGAAAUUUGAAUUUAUCAAUGCUUAGGAAUCAUUGAUCACGGUCUUGCUUCCUGUAAUCAUUUUUUUAUGCUUGAAUUUUCAUGUCUGAAACUGCCUUUUAACUGAAUAAUCGGAAAAAAAAACUUGGUCUUUUACCUGAGUUUUUUUUUUCGGCCAUCAAGUUCACCCUGAAUAUUUUGAACAACCUGAUGUUGCUUAAAGGUUAGCAUCAAACAGAGAAAGAGAAUUAGGAGCCAACGUACAAGUGAAGAGCUUGACACAUGGGGAAAAAGAAGAUUUGAAAAGUGCAAAUGAAGUUUAGUUGGUUAUGCAAAACUUUAGAUGUUUAUUUUUUAGUUGGUUAUGGCAUACUUUAGAUGCUUUAUUUUGCAGAUUGCAUAAUGUACUUUUCUUUUAUCAUGUCAAAACCUUAUGAAUCCAAUCGUAGAAGUUUUAAUUGUAGAUUCUUUUGGGGAUAAUAUGUUUCUCCUGCAAACUUGAGAUGCUAGGUGUGGAGUCUGGUGAAUUUGUCAAAUGAAUCUCUUGUAAAAUUUCUGCUUAUCUUUGUUUUAUCGAGCAAUAUAUGCUUAUUUUAUUAA